UAGACCGACUCCAAUGAAUAGACAGACACUCGAUAAACAAAACAAAAUAUAUUAAUAUCUUCACCAUAUAGCGAGAAAUUGAAGAUAAAUUGGGUAUCGCCCACAGAUUAGAUUCAGAAUCAAAUUUGUCCUAUCAUGCGCUCAAGACUCAAAUCUUUCUAUAUCAAUUGAGGACGUAAAAACGGAGCAAAGUCUAAGACAAAGCCUUAUCCCUAUCAUGAAAUAGAUAAACUCACCAGCAACUUUCUUCCCACCUUGUUUGGUUCUCUUUUUUUCUUUCUUUUCUUUAACUCUAUAUUCCAAAUUUUGUUCUUGCUUCUUGUGUAUUCCCGAAUUUGUAGUUGUUUCUGAUAUAUAUUAAGAGAAAAGUAAGUGCUUGUUGUAAAGUUAUUUUGAUGAAAUAUGAAAUUCUGCAAGAAAUACCAAGAGUAUAUGGAAGGCCAGCAGAAAAAGCUUCCUGUGGUUGGCUUCAAGAAGCUCAAAAAGAUUUUAAAGAAGUGUAGACGAGAUUUUCACUACCAAAACAACAUUAAUCGACCCCUUGACCUUCAACCCUGCCCCCACCAAUGUUCAGUGUGUGAUGGAACCUUCUUUCCUUCCCUUCUUAAGGAAAUGUCAGAUGUAGUGGGGUUCUUCAAUGAACGUGCUCAGAAAUUGCUUGAGCUACAUCUGGCUUCUGGUAUCCGAAGGUACUAUUUCUGGUUUAAAGGCAAGCUUCGAGGCAACCAUGUUGCUUUAACUCAAGAAGGCAAGGACCUUGUUAAUUAUGCUCUUAUCAACGCUCUUGCAAUGCGUAAAAUACUAAAGAAAUAUGAUAAGAUUCAUUACUCAAAGCAAGGACAGGCUUUUAAGUCACAAGCCCAAAGCAUGCACAUUGAAAUCCUUCAGAGUCCAUGGCUUUGUGAACUAAUGGCUUUCCACAUCAAUUUAAGGGAAACCAAUGUCAAAUCAAAGACAAAGCUUGGAUUUUUCCAGGGAUGCUCCCUGGCAUUUAAUGAUGGGAAGCCGUCUCUCACUAGUGAGCUCUUUGAUUCUGUCAAACUCGAUAUUGAAUUGACUUGUUCUAUAUGUUUGGACACAGUUUUUGAUCCGGUUGCUUUGACAUGCGGGCAUAUAUUCUGCUACAUGUGUGCUUGCUCAGCCGCAUCGGUGACCAUUGUAGAUGGACUUAAGUCCGCACAGCCUAGAGCGAAAUGCCCUCUUUGCAGACAGGGACGAAUGUGUGAAGGUGCCGUACACUUAGAGGAGCUUUGUAUUUUAUUAAGCCGAAGGUGCCAGGAAUACUGGGAGGAACGGCUUCAAACAGAAAGAGCUGAGAGGGUUCGACAAACCAAGGAACACUGGGAAUCUCAAUGUCGAGCUUUCAUGGGUGUCUAAUUGGACCUCUCUCUCUCCCUCUAUCUCUCUCCAUUCAUUUGAUGAUGGCAAUUGUAGAAAGUGUUUCACUCCAUUUACAAACUUGUUUUUACGGGCCUUAAUCCAGUUUUAGAAUAAAAUGCAGUAUAUGUUUAAGAACGUAGGUGGAACUGUUGCAAUUGGAUAUAAUCUCUCGAGUUUUGGUGGAGAAAGACUCCAGUUAAGAUCUUUUCCGAAAUGAAAUGAGAUUGAUAUUGCAUGUGGGGUGUAAUUUUUAUUUUAUUUUUAUAUUUAUUAAAUCUACGAUUUCAUUUCA
This is a messenger RNA of Humulus lupulus (European hop), 1672 nucleotides long. Its product is annotated as probable E3 ubiquitin-protein ligase BAH1-like 1. The record is from RefSeq and is a predicted model, not a curated record. Bases 403 to 1377 code for a protein of 324 amino acids. Lineage: Eukaryota; Viridiplantae; Streptophyta; Magnoliopsida; Rosales; Cannabaceae. Gene Ontology annotation, molecular function: metal ion binding. The transcript has 6 exons.